Messenger RNA from Eublepharis macularius, 2939 nucleotides. Its product is annotated as transducin-like enhancer protein 1. The record is from RefSeq and is a predicted model, not a curated record. Gene Ontology annotation, molecular function: protein binding; transcription corepressor activity. Bases 202 to 2529 code for a protein of 775 amino acids. Gene Ontology annotation, cellular component: transcription regulator complex; nucleus. Lineage: Eukaryota; Metazoa; Chordata; Lepidosauria; Squamata; Eublepharidae. The transcript is spliced from 21 exons. Gene Ontology annotation, biological process: regulation of DNA-templated transcription; negative regulation of canonical Wnt signaling pathway.
AAGGGGGGAAAGGAGGGGGGGCGUCCACCCACCGAAGAAAGCGGCCCGCCCCACCCGCCCACCGUGCUCCUGGGCGUGCGGGAGGCGGCCGCGCUCCAGGGGCCCCGAUCCGGGCUCCAGCGCCUCGUUCUAUUCUUUAGGAUGCAGCUCUGACCUCAGAAAUCACACAGCAAGAAGUGGGCUUAUGGUUCUGCCUCAAACAUGUUCCCCCAAAACCGGCCUCCGGCUCAUCUGCAGGCUCCGCCCGUUGCCACAGCAGCAGCAGCUGUUGCUGCUGCCGCCAGUGUGGUGUCAACCACCCCCCAGUCCUUGAAGCUGACGUAUCCGGAGAUCUUGGAUCGAAUUAAAGAAGAAUUUCAGUUCCUGCAGAACCAGUACCACAGCUUGAAGCUCGAAUGUGAAAAGCUGGCAACGGAAAAGACGGAAAUCCAGCGGCACUAUGUCAUGUAUUAUGAAAUGUCCUAUGGUCUGAACAUUGAAAUGCACAAACAGACGGAGAUUGCCAAGCGCCUCAAUGUCAUUUGUGCACAGCUCAUCCCGUUCCUGUCCCAAGAGCAUCAGCAGCAGGUGGUCCAAGCUGUGGAACGUGCCAAGCAGGUGACUAUGGCAGAACUGAACGUGGCAAUUGGGCAUCAGCUCCAGGCCCAGCAUCUCUCCCAUCAUGCACCCCCCAUCCCGCUGACCCCUCACCCCUCCAGCAUGCAGACGGCAAGCUUGGCUACCAUUGGCAGCGCUUCUGGGCUCCUGGCGCUCUCUGGGGCACUGGGGGCUCAGGCCCAGCUUGUUCCAAAGGACGAUCGAGGACUCCAUGACGCGGAGCACAGAGAGAGAGACCCGGGUCCCAGUUCUUUAGCAUUGUCCAAUGGGGAACGGAUGCGGGCCAUUUCAGACUAUCUGACCAGUAGCAAAAAGAGGAAAUCAGAGGAGAAGGACUAUGGCACAGACUACGGGAGCGACGGAGAGAAGAGCGAUGAUAAUCUGGUGGUUGAUGAGGAUCCCUCUUCCCCCCACAGCGUUCACUCGUUCUCCUCCCGGGAGAAUGGGGUAGACAAAGUCUCCCUGCAGCGGAAGGAGCCCGUUCAACUCAGCCCCACCUCCAUGGCUUCCUCCAGCAGCACCUCCCCACCUCGGACUGCCAAGGAUGUAGCCACAGUGGAGAAAGCAGGCACCCCUGGCUUGAAGUCGAGCACCCCAACUUCCCAAGGUGAAGGGACAGUGCCGGGAUCCAGCAGCAGCACCCCGCAGCUCCGCCCGGGUGUAGCCAAGCAGACAGUGGAGUCCCUUGCUCUUGGCCUGAGAAACCCACUUGCUCUCCAGAGCACCUACCCCGCCGCUUUCAACGUUGCCCAUGCCUCUGUCAAUGGAGACAUGGCUGGUGCCGGGGCUUACGCUGGCCUGCAUCUCGUGGCCCCCCAGCUCAAUGGGACAGCUGUCGUCGGGACUGGCAGUUACGGGCGCUCCCCGCUGGUUGCCUAUGAUCCUCACUCGCACCUGCGGGUUCCAGGGCUCUCCACAGGGAUGCAGGCGGGCACAUCUUCAGGGAAACCGGCCUACUCCUUCCACGUGAGUGCCGAUGGCCAAAUGCAGCCGGUCCCCUUCCCACCUGACGCCCUCAUUGGCUCCGGUAUCCCGCGGCACGCCCGCCAGCUCCACACACUGACCCACGGCGAGGUGGUGUGCGCCGUGACCAUCAGCAACUCCACCCAACACGUCUACACGGGAGGGAAGGGCUGCGUCAAGGUGUGGGAUGUGGGGCAGCCCGGGACCAAGACGCCUGUUGCACAGUUAGACUGCCUGAAUCGAGACAAUUACAUCCGCUCCUGCAAGCUUCUUCCCGAUAGCCGGAGCCUCAUUGUGGGCGGGGAGGCCAGCACCCUCUCCAUCUGGGACCUGGCAGCUCCUACCCCGCGGAUCAAGGCGGAGCUGACUUCCUCUGCCCCGGCCUGCUAUGCCCUGGCCAUCAGCCCCGAUGCCAAGGUCUGCUUUUCCUGCUGCAGCGACGGGAACAUCGUGGUGUGGGACCUGCAGAACCAGACAUUGGUCAGGCAGUUCCAGGGUCAUACGGAUGGAGCCAGCUGCAUUGACAUCUCCAACGAUGGCACAAAGCUCUGGACGGGGGGCCUAGACAACACUGUCCGGUGCUGGGAUUUGAGGGAAGGCCGGCAGCUUCAACAGCAUGACUUCAGCUCCCAGAUCUUCUCCCUGGGCUACUGCCCCACAGGUGAAUGGCUGGCUGUUGGAAUGGAGAGCAGCAACGUGGAAAUCCUACACGUGUCGAAGCCGGAGAAGUACCAGCUCCACCUUCACGAAAGCUGUGUCUUGUCCCUCAAGUUCGCCUCCUGCGGGAAAUGGUUUGUCAGUACAGGAAAGGAUAACCUCUUGAAUGCGUGGAGAACCCCCUACGGGGCCAGUAUAUUCCAGUCUAAGGAAUCAUCCUCAGUCCUCAGCUGUGAUGUUUCAACAGAUGACCAAUUCAUUGUCACUGGCUCUGGGGAUAAGAAAGCCUCCGUUUACGAGGUCAUCUACUGAGGAAAGCCGGCAGCCUUGUCGGAAAUCCAGUCUGGGAGAGGAGCUAGCCACUCUCCUCAGUUUCCAGCCAAAGAAUAAAGCUUACAGGAACUUGGCCGGGGAGAGAAGAGGCAGCGGGGGCAGCGCCUUGCCCUCCCACCGAGCACCCGACUUUUACAGGGGAACAGGGAGAGAGAGAGAAUCCCCGUUCAGAACAAAAAGGGACUCUGCUGCUGCUGCUUUGUUUCUCCCUGGUUUUGUUUUGUUUUUUCUGGGCAGUGUUUUUUUUGUCUUUGGGGGGGGGGACUGUUUUUUCUUGUGCGUUAAAUUUUUUAAAAAUCUCUGGCUAAUAAAAGGGGGAUGGGGAUAGUUGUGAUGGAAGGGUACCAUUGCAGUCUUUUUUGCUUCGACGGAUGUAUUUAAUAAUAAAA